Brenthis ino (lesser marbled fritillary) is the source of this 1950-nucleotide messenger RNA. NCBI's taxonomy places the organism in Eukaryota, Metazoa, Arthropoda, Insecta, Lepidoptera, Nymphalidae. The record is from the annotation of a GenBank genome assembly.
AUGACUAUAUCUUACGCGGGUGAGGUACCAAAUGGGAGUAGUUUCGGCUGUUUCUGGCGGAUCCUUUGCAAAUGGCGAGGGAGUGUCUACAAGUUGGUGUGGCGCGAGCUCCUUGCCUACCUCACUCUUUACUACACAAUAAAUUUAUUAUAUAGAUUUGCGCUAACAGAGCACCAACAAAGAGUAUUCGAGAGGGUGCGUCAGUAUUUUGGCGCGCAAAGCGAGUCAAUACCCGUAUCCUUCGUGCUUGGCUUCUAUGUGAGCUUGGUGGUGAAGAGAUGGUGGGAACAGUACAAACUGCUGCCGUGGCCCGACACCCUGGCCCUCUUCAUAUCUGCGGGGAUUCCCGGAGCGGAUGAGACUGGACGACUGAUGAGGAGAAAUAUCGUCAGGUAUGCGAUCCUGGCAUACGUCAUUACUCUACAGAGGGUGUCGUUACGUGUAAAGAGGCGGUUUCCAACAUGGCAACAUGUUGUCGACUCCGGUUUAAUGCUGGAGAGUGAGAGAAAAGUGUUCGAAAAGAUGGACGGCAAAAGUCCAAUGUCGAAAUACUGGAUGCCCUUAGUGUGGGCAACGAACAUAAUAAACAGGGCUCGAAAAGAAGGGCUUAUAACUAGUGACCAUAUAGUGCAGACGUUGCUGGUCGAACUCUCAGAUAUAAGGCGACGGUUGGGAGCUCUGAUCGGAUAUGACACCGUGUGUGUGCCUCUCGUCUACACUCAGGUAGUGACUCUAGCGCUAUACACAUACUUCGUGGCGGCGCUCAUGGGGAGGCAGCUCGUGCCGCCAGCGCCUGGCAGCACAUCGAAAUACGAACCGGAUGUUUACUUCCCAUUAUUCACUGCUUUACAGUUUUGUUUCUACGUGGGAUGGUUGAAAGUGGCCGAAGUUCUCAUUAAUCCCUUCGGCGAAGACGACGAUGAUAUCGAGCUUAAUUGGCUUAUAGAUAGGCAUAUAAAGGCAGCAUACAUGAUAGUAGAUGAGAUGCAUGAAGAGCACCCAGAACUCCUAAAAGAUCAAUAUUGGGAAGAAGUAGUGCCGAAGGAUCUGCCUUACACAGUAGCAUCAGAGCACUAUAGGCGCCAUGAACCACCAUGUUCCGCAGACCACUACAAAGUGAAAGCUGAAGACGCAGUGUACGCAAAUGUUCAAGCGCCAAGGAAAAGCCAUGACGAAACCUAUGCCGACUAUGAAAGCGUUGACACACCAUUAGUAGAGCGUCGUAAAAAUUGGUUUCAAAGACAGAUCUCUCGAAUGGGAUCAGUUCGAUCGGCAUCCACGGCAUAUUCGUCGGGAGGUUUCUUUGGUAGAAAUCGUCAUAACUCCGUUGUAUAUUCAAGCCCCGAGGCCGGACAACCUGUAGCCGCUCCACCACAUAAAAUGUCGCUAUAUGAUAGACUUGUUGGAAGAAAGUCCGGAAGAGGACAACAUCGACAAAACUCAAAACAUGGCCAAAAGACCAACGGGUCUAUACCAACAACAUUGAGGAACAGACCACGUAUUCCCACACCAGAUGUCACCAAGGAGGUGAUGGAUCGAGAGAACAGGAUAGCUAUGAGGACAUGGGGUCCAGUUCAGGAUAUGGGGGUGAUAAUGCAUCAGGCAUACCAGAAUGAAGUACCAGUUUUAGGGGCGCUAGUGCUUUCCCCUAUACAGGAGUUGGAUAGUGGAUCAGUGAACAACACUUUGCACGCCGGACAACCCGGGACCACAGCGUUGGCUCAAGCUGUAUUGUCACCUGGAUUGAGUCAAGGUAUAACCCCCAUGCUGACGACUACCCCCGUGGUAACCCCCGUGACUCUUUCUCCCAUUGUCUCACAACUCACUCUCUCUACACCCACUACACCUAUAGAUAGAAAAGCAACAGUAACAGAAAUACCAUCAGAUACGGAAACCGGUACACCACCCGAAUUCACAAGAAAAAGCUCAAAACGAGGUGAAGUAUACGUU